AUGCAGCAAAUGGAGGUAGCUGAAUAUGCUAACGAACGACCGAGACGCAAGCAGAAACGCAAUGGGGACGCAAAUCAAAGAGACAGAAGACUCUGUCAGCUGCUUUUCCUCAGCUUUGGCGUGCUGUGCAUCGUACAAGUCAUUCUCAAUGUUUCCCUACGUCUUUCAGACUGCUCAAGCAAGAACUCAACCCUCUCGGACUGCAAUACAACUCAUUUUUGUGACCAGAACAACGUAAAGACGAUGCAAAAGAAUUGUGAGGGAAAGAGGCCUGAUCACUGCGAAGGAUUAGAAGACAAAGUCAGCGCCUUAACCGCUACAAGAAACGAGCUUCAAAACAGAAACAAUGAACUCACCAUCAGGAUAAGAAAUGUGGAGGAGGAGAGGGACAGGCUGAGAGAGAGGCUUGGGGAGACGAGUCGUUGUGCAUCCACUCAGCAGUGUCCUACAGACUGGACUGAGAUUAACUCCAGAUGUUACUUCCUCUCCACUGAAAGGAAGACUUGGGAGGACAGCAGGAAAUACUGUCAGAGUACAGAUGCAGACCUGGUGGUGAUCAACAACGAACAGGAGCAGGAGGUGGAGCAGGUCAACUACCAAUCAGAAGAGUGGCUGUUUGAUCAGGAGGUAGAGCGGGUCAUGUAG
Plectropomus leopardus (leopard coralgrouper) is the source of this 645-nucleotide messenger RNA. Lineage: Eukaryota; Metazoa; Chordata; Actinopteri; Perciformes; Serranidae. The record is from RefSeq and is a predicted model, not a curated record.